Molecule: messenger RNA, 1879 nt
Organism: Xenopus tropicalis (tropical clawed frog)
Lineage: Eukaryota; Metazoa; Chordata; Amphibia; Anura; Pipidae
Gene: hsd17b3
Product: hydroxysteroid (17-beta) dehydrogenase 3
Exons: 11
Coding region: 80-988 (302 amino acids)
Biological process (GO): lipid biosynthetic process
Cellular component (GO): endoplasmic reticulum; endoplasmic reticulum membrane
Molecular function (GO): very-long-chain 3-oxoacyl-CoA reductase activity; estradiol 17-beta-dehydrogenase [NAD(P)+] activity; steroid dehydrogenase activity, acting on the CH-OH group of donors, NAD or NADP as acceptor
Source: RefSeq, a predicted model, not a curated record
UAUACUCACCAAUAAGUAACUCAGCAGUGAGCGAGAGCAUAAACAAACAGGACCUUGCUUAUCCCUGGAUUUAUUUGGCAUGGAGCAGUUUCUCUUUGUAGUGGGACUUAUUACAUGUCUCUACCUCACAGUGAAGUUUUUUGGAUUCCUAAUGUAUCUGUUUCAACAUCUUCGGGGAGUAUUGCCUCAGUCUUUCUUUCAAUCCCUGGGAGAAUGGGCAGUUGUCACUGGUGCUGGAGAUGGCAUUGGCAAAGCAUAUUCGACUGAGCUUGCAAAUCGUGGGAUGAAUAUUGUUAUGAUCAGCCGAACACUAGAGAAAAUGCAGGCAGUUGCUAUGGAUAUUGAACAGUCUACUGGAAAAAAUGUUAAGAUUAUUCAGGCUGACUUCACAAAAGACAAUAUUUAUGAACACAUUGAAGAAGGUCUAAAAGGUUUGAAGAUAGGAAUUCUUAUUAACAAUGUUGGAAUGUUACAUAACCCUGAUCCGUGCCGAUUUCUCUCUGGACCAGAUAAUGACAAGAAUGUAAUUAACUGCAAUAUCACUUCUACUAUAAAGAUGACAAGAAUCAUAUUAAAGCAAAUGGAAAAGAGAAAAAGUGGGCUUAUUCUGAACAUAUCAUCUGCAGUUGGGCGCUUCCCUUGUCCACUGUAUGCUGUUUAUUCCGCUUCCAAAGCUUUUGUCACUACUUUCUCUAAAGCACUUCAAGCAGAGUAUAAAUCUAAAGGAAUCAUCAUACAGGCAGUCACACCUUACGGUGUUUCCACUCCAAUGACAAGGAAUGCAAGGACAAAUGCCAUAACUAAACGUCCAGUUGACUUUGUUAGGCAAUCGUUAAAUUGUGUAACGAUCGGGGAUGAGACCUUUGGCUGCUUUGCACAUGCAGUUCUGGGAUGCAUCAUGGACUGUAUUCCUUUGUGGGUGAUCCACAGUACUGCAGUACAGGAGAAGUUCCUGCACAGGUUUAAUAGAAAAAAGAAAAAAAUAUAAGAAAUGUGUCUAAAUAAUUUGGGCCAGAUUUAACUUUGUAUAUAAAUGCAGCCCUGUAGACUCCCGUCAAAACAAGUAUUUAGGAAACCCACAAACUGUAAUCAAAUCAUGGAUUUAAUCCAAAUGUUAAAAAAGCCUCAUGUUUCUGCAGCGUAAGAUGUGCAUAUUGGCUAGGAAUUGUUUCAAAGUGUACUUUAAAAAAAAGCUAUGAUGGGAGCUAGUUUGUAGUUUGUAGCUAAUUUAAACAAAUCUGUAACUUACUCCCUAACAUAUAUUUUUUCAGUGAUUUUGCAUAUGCUACAGUAUAAACACAAUAUUGAUCUGAAAAUGGUUAGCACUGGUAGCAGUUCAACAAAGAAAGAAAGUCAUCUAUAAUAAAGGCAUUAUUAACUGUUAUUUAUAUAGCAUUUCAUACACAUUUACAAGUGCUUAACAGAGAAUAUAUAUCAUUCACAUCAGUCCCUGGCCCAGUCCCUAAUGCAUUCACACACUCUAUGGGCAGUUUUAUCAGUAAUCAAUUUUCCUGCCUGAAUGUUUUUGGAAUGUAGGAGGAAACGGUUACAGACAGGGACAAACUCCUUGCAGAUGGUGCUUAGGCUGGCAUUGACCUCAGGCAGAAGUGCUACCCACUAAGCCUAGCACAGGUAGAUGACAAAAUGCAGCACAGCUACUGGAAGAUAAACAUUAACAGAUUUAGGAAGGUUUUCUUUUAUUCACCAGGCAUUAGGUCAGCAAAGAGUUAAGUUUUAAUUAAACUGAAUUUGGCCCAUUGUGCUCUUUGUUCCUAGACUGAAUCCUUCAACUCUUGCUGCUGUAACCCAACUGACCAGUGAUGGGCGAAAUAAUUCGGCAGGCAUGAAUUUGCAGAAAAUUUCCAAACAAAAGGAAUUC